Messenger RNA from Mycosarcoma maydis (corn smut), 2709 nucleotides. RefSeq lists its product as uncharacterized. Gene Ontology annotation, biological process: regulation of DNA-templated transcription. The record is from RefSeq and is a predicted model, not a curated record. Lineage: Eukaryota; Fungi; Basidiomycota; Ustilaginomycetes; Ustilaginales. The coding region runs from base 1 to 2709 and encodes 902 amino acids. Gene Ontology annotation, molecular function: zinc ion binding; DNA-binding transcription factor activity, RNA polymerase II-specific. The transcript has a single exon.
AUGGUUGUGACCGCCGCUUCAUCCAACGCUGACAAGCCCCGUACCAUAAACCGUUCCUGCAUUCAAUGUCGAGAACGCAAGAUCAAAUGCGAUCGUCUUGAUCCUUGCAAUCACUGUGUCUCAAAAGGUAUGGGCAACGAAUGCAGACACGAGCUGCGAAAGAAGAGGGCAAAGAACAAGCGUCCCUUUCCCAAACGCAAGAGCCGCAUCGCUGUUUCUUCGUCAUCAACCUACAAUCUCACUUCAACCGCUCAACCAAGCCGGUCCAACGCCAGUCCAAAACGGUCACCGUUGGCUUGGGCUGAACGACCCAUGACAUCUGUAUCGCAGCACAGCGAGCAGAGUCAAACACCAUCCAGCAGUUCCGGUCGUGUCAUUACUCCCAACACGUCGUCCUCCUUACAUGGCUAUGUCAAUCCUGCAAAGUUCGGCUGCUCCAACACGGUAUCAUCGCUGCCGAAGCCCUCCUUGCCCUCCUCCUAUCGCGACUCUCAGAAUGGAGGCUAUUCCGACACGGGAGAUGCAAGCAUCGAUGACUCAGACGGCGAUGGGUACGAAUCUCAACCCGACGAUCGCCUUCACCUGAUCGAGGCUGAUCAGCUGAUGCAUAUCAAGAGUGCACCACUGUACAGGUGUCCUUUUGCCCUCAAGGACGUCUACGCCGAGUGGCGCGCCAUGCCAGUCGAGAAUCGUCGUAGUCUGAUCCAAGAGAUUCGCUGCGCUCUACCGAGUCUAGCUCAGUCACUCCGUCUGCUGCAUGAUGUCUAUGUGCAGCGCCUGCAAUCCAUCCAGGGUAACAUUGUUCACGUCCCCACGAUCCAGGUGGUGCUGACCGAGAUGCUAAGCGAGCCAGACUUCGAACAGCGCGACCGCUAUGCCUUUGGCCAUAUUACCACAGCCCUCAUGGUGAUCUUUUGUUCGCUAAGAUACGCUCCGCUCGACCGCACCUAUACCUGGGGCCGAUCUUCCAGCACCGGCUCUCCGGUCGAGCCGCUUAGACAGAAGGAAAUGCGACAACGAGAGCGCAAGAUUUUUUCCCUCGUCAAGCGCAUCCAACACUUCGAGUCAAGCUUUGCUUUCGGAAGUGUUGCGGAGCUUCAGACGGCUGUACUGAUGCUGGAAUGCGGCAAAGGCUCGGCAGCCUAUCAGGACAUGCUAGCUGAUUGUGCUGUUCGCUCUGCCAUGCGCAUGCGCAUCCAUCGUCUCGGAUCAUUCGAAAGGUUGCAUGGAACCAAAAUUCGCCCUCAGCAAGUGAUCACAGUGGAAAUGGCCAUUCGCUGCUGGUGGUCACUCGUCCGACGCGACUGGAGCCAGAGCAACAAGAAUCGCUCGUAUCGCAUCUCUCCUUUGCAAUUCAACACACGGCAGCCUUUGAAUCUGUUCGACGAUGAACUUUUGCAGAUCCCUUGUCGCCGAUCGCACCUUCGCUCUACUUGGACUCCGGUGAGCUAUUCAUUUGCAACCACUGACUUUGCGAUCAUGACCCGAACGCUGGUCGAUCAAGUCAACUCGCAAUGCGAUCUCGAUGACGGGCCCGACUCUGCACAGGGAUGGGGCCUAGCCUCGGUGUUUGGACAGCGACUCUCUGCCGUCCAGCGCGACUCGCUCGAUCGUAUGUUCCAAUCGCUCGUUGCCUCUUUUCCUGCGCAUUACUCGCUCGAAGCGCGCUACGAGGUGAUCGGUCUUGUCGAUGUCGAGAGAUGGCUGUUGCAUCAAAGGCUCUUUCACCUCUUCCUUACGCUGCACAUGCCGCUUGUUUCCGAGGCUACGCGACCGCACGGUAGCCUCAUGUACAUGGCCGGUCACAUUCUCGAUAUCCAGGAAAAGGUGGCCGAUAUCUGCACCCGCCUCGACAAUUGUCAUCUGCACACGCUGCAAACGCUGCGUGCGUGUCUGGUGCUGCUCCUCGAUCUCUUUUUUGCGCAGACGCCCGUCAACAUUAGUGGCCUCUCGCGGCUCAUGACUCGCAGAAAGAUCACGGCUGCACUGGAAAAAAUCCCUACAGACGUAAUUCCGAGCACAAGCAAGCUUCUGAUUCGACUGGUGCAUCAGCUGCUUAGCCUGGAGAAUCAGCAGCAUCAGCUACAGUUCGGCGUCGACGCUUCCGCCGGCGAUGCACACUUGAGUCAAGCUGCUGCUGCAGACGAGACGCCACUUCUAGAUGCGGCCGGACUGCUCCAUCGUUGGCAUGCCACUUGCCAAAUUCUCGAUGUGCUGCUCAACGAAGGUUACUGGCGCUCACUCCGUAAGAACCUGCGCGAGCUCGAUCAGGACUCGCUGAUUCCGGACUGGCUGCGAAAAUCGUUGGGCGACGAGUUCGAAGAUCCGAGCCGGAUUGCACCGGCGCAAGAAGAGUCUUUGCUAGCAACAACGCACGUUUCCACUGCACAGUCAGCCACAUCAGCACUGUCUGCAUCUUCUCUUGCGCCUGAAACGAAAACAGAAGCUCCUUAUGCCACCUCGUCGCAGGCGGCGUUACCUUCAUUUGACAGUGCUGAUCUUUCGCUUACAUUCGAUCCAAAGCUACUGAACAAUCUCGACGAUCUCAACGUCCUAGACUUGCAAACUGCCGGCGAAACGUCUCAACUGCCUCAACUCGACUUGGAUCUCAUCGGUUACCAAGACUUUGAAGGUUUUGGCAAUGCAAGCCAGUCGGUUGACUUUGCAAAAAUGCUCAAUGAAUGGCGCGUCGAGGUUCCGCUGGCUUAG